CUCCGGGCUCUGCGGCGCUGCGGCUGUGACGGCUCCCGGCGCUUCCCGCGGGUGAGCUGCAGCCCGGACGUCAGUCGGUGGGACUCAGACCUCCUCCAAAGAUACAAGAAGAUAUUGGCUGCUGGUCCAAGCUGUGGAAGCUGGAAGAGAAAUGGUACCCAUGGCUGAUAGAUUAUCAAUUCCUGAGGUCUCAUCUGUGAGCAAGGGUCAACCCAAUCAAAGAGCAACAGAGAGGCUUGGAGCAGGCAUGGAUGGGAAGAAAUGCAGCGUGUGGAUGUUUUUGCCCCUUGUAUUUACCCUAUUUACUUCAGCGGGACUAUGGAUAGUAUAUUUUAUAGCUGUGGAAGAUAACAAAAUUUUCUCUUUAAAUGCUCCCGAAAGGAAACCUGGUCAAAAACAUGCACCCUAUAUAAGUAUUGCAGGUGAUGAACCUCCUGCAAGUUGUGUGUUUAGUCAAGUCAUGAACAUGGCAGCAUUUCUUGCCCUUGUGGUGGCAGUUCUACGCUUCAUACAGCUGAAACCCAAAGUUUUAAACCCUUGGCUAAAUGUGAGUGGAUUGGUGGCACUAUGCCUGGCUUCCUUUGGAAUGACAUUACUUGGUAAUUUUCAGCUCACCAAUGAUGAAGAAAUCCAUAAUGUAGGCACCUCCCUAACUUUUGGAUUUGGUACACUGGCCUGCUGGAUCCAGGCUGCUCUGACACUGAAAGUCAACAUCAAGAAUGAGGGUCGGAAGAUUGGGAUUCCGAGAGUGAUUCUAGCAGCAUCUGUUACUCUUUGUGUGGUCCUCUAUUUUAUUCUCAUGGCUCAAGAAAUCCACAUGUAUGCAGCCCGGAUUCAGUGGGGCCUAGUGAUGUGCUUCCUGUGUUAUUUUGGCACCUUUGCUGUGGAGUUCCGGCAUUACCGUUAUGAAAUCAUUUGCUCUGAGUACCAGGAGAAUUUCCUGAGUUUCUCUGAAAGCCUAUCAGAAGCAUCUGAGUAUCAAACUGACCAAGUGUAACUUGCCUCCCUUUAAAAGCUCAUUGGCGGCAAUGGGAGAGAAGGGUGAGGGACUGGCACAGGCACAGAAUGUCACAUAUGACUUCACGACACACAUACACACAAACAUGUCUGUUCACAGCCACAAUCACUAAAGGGGCCUCUUUACAGGGUAGAUUGUUUCUUUAAAGGGGGGGGGGGGACACAAUCUUACACAAGGAUAUUGAAACUCUUGCUCUUCAAUACACACGUGGCAGACCCAGAAACUUUUGGGAGAUCAUGAGUGUUUCUCUCCUUGCCAGUCUCCUUUUUCCAGCCCUCCCCACUCUCCUGUCCUCCUCACCUUUUAUGGUUGCAUCAUUCACACCCUUUCCUAUUAAGCACGGUCAGUCAAAUGGGGAAUGGAGAAGGCACCAAAUCUCUCAGUCUUUCUUCAGGUCUAAGGAGGAGUUGGAACAAGCCAGUCAGAAUCUUCAGAGUUUAGAUCCAGAUGAUUUUCAAUCUUCAUAAUAGAUGACCAAGUAACACUUGUCUGGAUGGAAAUUAUACACAGACCAGUGUCCAAGCAUUUGGGUGGGGGGUGGGUAGAGGAAGGAAUUUCACAGGUGCUGAGCCUGUCAAAGGUAGGGUCACAUGUUCUAAUGAAAAAUUAUAUUUACAAACUAUAGAGAAAAAAUCUACAAGGAUGCUACCAUUGAUGUGGAACAAGAUGAAGAUGUGCUUCCAUGUUUAAAUGCACUUCAAUUAGUCUAUCCUGGAUGGUAUUUUGGGUUCAUUUGUUUCUUGACUUCUGAAAAAUAGCCUCUUUGGAUUCAUCUUGGAUCGCAUGGACAAAAAAGGGCUCUUAAUAUACAGAUGUCUGACUUGUAUUGGACUCAACCAUAACGAGGUCAGAUUUUUAAUUCCCCGAAGGUUCAAUUUACCAGUUUUUCACCCACAUUAAAGGAAGCUAAGACGAUUUCUAGGAAAUUUAUAGGAUUUAUAGGAAAAGUUAAGUUAGAUUAAGGAAAAGGACCAAAAAGAGCUAAAGGCUAUCUCAGAUGAGCUGAUUUACGAAAAGGCGAGUUGUCUUAGUCAAGUUUGAAAGCAAGUGUGCCACUCUUUCAAAGACGCCCCAAUAAUGAAUGUUUAUUCUUUUUAUUCAGUUUAUUCAGACUGUUUAUUCUUUUUCUUGGUGCCCUCAAGAGAUGGAGGAGGCCACAACUCAAACAUACUGUCUAGAAUCCCCUGGAGAGCUCAUGGGAACUGUAGGAUUUCACAGAAUACAGUUUUUAAAACCCCUGUUUUGGAUGCACUGAAAGGAAACAUUACCAAAAAUCACUUUAAAAAACAACAAACAAUGAGAAUUUUUAUUUUAAGAAUGGUGCAAAGGUCACUGUCACUGAGGUGCAGAAAUAAAGUCAAACACAAAAGGUGUUUAGAGAAAAGUGAGUUUGGCUAAAUAUCAGCAUAGACAGGAAAAAUGUCAAACAAAGAAUAGUCUUUUUGUUCAAAGGACAUCUACUUGUAAAUAGUCCAAGGUAACACUCUUUAAACAGGAAAAAAAAACUGCUUUUGUUUUUAUCAUUUUUAUAUUGUACAAUUUUAUCAAAGAGACAAAUGAAGGUUUGUGACAGAUUUCUUUUGCUUUCCACAAGUAAAAUCAAACUUGACUUUGGGUGGUGGGGUAUUGUGUUCCAUGCUACAGAGUCUGUCUGAUGGCUCCCUCUAGCAAAGCCAAGCAAUUACCAAUAUCACACACAGGGUCAUGACCACUAAAUAAAGUGCUUUUAUGAUAAA
Messenger RNA from Monodelphis domestica (gray short-tailed opossum), 2754 nucleotides. It is a transcript of the gene TMEM150C, whose product is annotated as transmembrane protein 150C. The record is from RefSeq and is a predicted model, not a curated record. NCBI's taxonomy places the organism in Eukaryota, Metazoa, Chordata, Mammalia, Didelphimorphia, Didelphidae. Gene Ontology annotation, cellular component: plasma membrane.